This is a messenger RNA of Trichomycterus rosablanca, 1441 nucleotides long. Its product is annotated as patatin-like phospholipase domain-containing protein 2. The transcript has 8 exons. Lineage: Eukaryota; Metazoa; Chordata; Actinopteri; Siluriformes; Trichomycteridae. Gene Ontology annotation, cellular component: membrane; cytoplasm; lipid droplet. Gene Ontology annotation, biological process: lipid homeostasis; triglyceride catabolic process. The record is from RefSeq and is a predicted model, not a curated record. Bases 51 to 1154 code for a protein of 367 amino acids. Gene Ontology annotation, molecular function: triacylglycerol lipase activity.
UCCCUUGAUUCAUAGUCUAUUUGUCUAUAGCUUCACAUAAUCACAUAAACAUGCUUUACUCAGAGUGGAAUAUUUCAUUUGCUGGUUGUGGUUUUCUGGGAGUUUAUUAUUUUGGAGUGUACAGUUGUCUGUUGGAACGAGCUCCUCAUCUGGUAAAAAGGACGAGUAAAAUUUGUGGUGCUUCAUCUGGGGCACUAAUUGGAGCUAUGAUUGCAUGUCAAAUGUCACCGGCAAAAUGCUGUAAAAAUCUGAUGGAACUAUACAAAGAGGCUCGAAAGGGAAUUCUGGGUGCUAUGCAUCCCUCCUUUAACCUGUUAAAGUUAACCCAGAAGGUCCUGGUCAGAGAGUUGCCUGAUAAUGCUCAUCUUCUUGCCAGUGGGAAACUGUGUUUGUCACUAACCCGCGUUUCAGAUGGGAAGAAUGUGCUGGUAUCUGAGUUUACUAGUAAGGAAGAUCUCAUUCAGGCUGUAGUGUGUAGUUGUUUCUUCCCUGUAUACUGUGGAGUGGUGCCACCAAGUUAUCAUGGCACUCGCUAUGUGGAUGGAGCUCUGAGUAAUAACCUUCCCUAUUUUACCUUGAAGAAUACAAUUACUGUAUCACCAUUCUCUGGUGAAAGCGAUAUCUGCCCACAUGACAGCCCCUUCUAUUUUCAUGAGCUGCGACAUAGCAAUGUUAGUAUUCGGAUCAACUUUGCUAAUACGCACCGUGUCAUCCAAGCAUUCUUUCCACCAAACCUUGAGGUUAUGGCUGAGCUUUGUCAAAAUGGAUACAAGGAUGCUGUACAUUUUUUGAGGAAAAAUGAUUUAAUAGAAGAAUUACCUGUGACUGAUCUCAUAACACAGUACAUGUGUUCCUCAUUUAGUGGUUACAGUACACACAGCUACACAAAUUACAAUGGCAAUGACACAGUCAUGAAGCCCAAAUCAGUGAGAGGACAGAACUGUGAACUGGAUCAACAGAAUAAUGUGCUACCCGAGUCUGUCCGGAAAGGUAAUUUCUGUGUGGAAAACGUUCAGAUUGCACCAUGGUACUUUAUUAGGAAGAAACAUGGAUGGCUGCAUGAACUACUUGUAGUGAAGUUGAUUACAUACAUACUUAUGGUGUGUCUGUUACCUGUAGAGAUGGUCUACUACACGCUUCUGAGGUGGUUCUGAUGUAAACCUUUUCACCCGAGGCUGAAGCCCAAAGGUUUGAGGCUGCAGUGCCAUCAAAACUGUUCUUGCUGGACGUGAUGGGAAUCUUCAAUGGCAGCACUUACAAUGUCUAAAAACUCAUCAUCAGACUCUAUUCUACCACAGACUGAAAAUAAUUAUUUUAUUUUUACCUUGUUUUUAUAUUUUUAUUUAAUCUAAUUUGAAUUCAAGCAUUUAACCUCAUGCACUGCAUGAUCCACUGACAUGAUUCUAUAAUAAAUGACAUAUGGGGUUUAUCAGUAAACUCA